AUGGAUUGCCUAAUGAAGAAGUUAGACAACAAGCACUUCAGACCCUUUGUUAUUGAAAAGAAGGGUUUGGAAAUCUGUGAGGCUGGUUCUUCGGCUGAGGGCGAUGCAGAUCAAACACAGAAGCCGGAACCAAAUACUCAGGAUGUAGGCAACGUUCAGCCUUCGAUUUUGCCUCCAGAGGUUGUCGCUCCAACGGGCCAUGUUGCAUUAGUGUUCACGGAUGUUCGAAAUUCCACGCAUCUUUGGGACGCGAAUGCUGGUAUGCCGAUCGCUAUACGACUGUACAACCAGGUACUGCGACGGCAACUCCGGUUGUGUGGUGGAUACGAGGUGAAGAUGAAAGGCGACGCGUUUAUGUGUUCGUUCCAGAAUGUGUUAUCGGCGCUGAGAUGGUGCCUGAUGGUUCAGCUCGAUCUUCUUCGUGCGUCUUGGCCUUUGGAGAUCCUUGAAUGCGAGGACGGGGAGGAGGUUUAUGAUGAUAAGAAUGGAAAGCUGAUUAAACGUGGACUUUCUGUACAGAUGGGUGUUCAUUAUGGUAUGCCUGUGUGUGAGUCGGAACCGAUUACGCAUCGGAUGGAUUAUUUUGGGCCGAUGGUGAAUCGAGCGGCGAGGAUUGCUGGGAGUGCGAAUGGUGGGGAAAUCCUUGCUAGUGCCGAUGUUGUGCGUGAGAUAUAUUCGCAAGUGCUGAACGAGACGUACAAUCCGUCGAACCCAGAGUCAAAAGCGUUUGAUACUACGAUAGAAGGAAUUGACAUUGAAAUCAUUCCUGUCGGGGAGCGUCCCCUGAAGGGCCUCAAAGAGCCGGAAAUACUUUCGCUGGUGUACCCGAAGGAACUCAUUGGGCGUUACGAGGCGUCUUCCGCAUAUCAACUACACACUGACUAG
Molecule: messenger RNA, 885 nt
Organism: Fomitiporia mediterranea MF3/22
Lineage: Eukaryota; Fungi; Basidiomycota; Agaricomycetes; Hymenochaetales; Hymenochaetaceae
Product: adenylyl cyclase
Exons: 2
Coding region: 1-885 (294 amino acids)
Biological process (GO): cyclic nucleotide biosynthetic process; intracellular signal transduction
Source: RefSeq, a predicted model, not a curated record